AACUCGUUACUUGUUGUCCUUCCCUUUCCUGGCGGCAAGGCGUGCGAGUGAGCUUCUGAAGCAGAUGCGUUUUGAAUGAAGCAAUAUUUAAUAGUUACUGAGAACUAAUUUUGUUUUCUGAGCAUGAGUUUACCACUGAACCCAAAGCCGUUCCUGAACGGCCUGACUGGAAAACCCGUGAUGCUGAAGCUGAAAUGGGGAAUGGAGUACAAGGGCUACCUGGUAUCGGUGGACGGAUACAUGAACAUGCAGUUGGCUAACACAGAGGAGUACGUGGAUGGAGCUUUGGCGGGUCACCUUGGGGAGGUGUUGGUCAGGUGUAACAAUGUUUUGUAUAUACGUGGAGUGGAAGAGGAGGAAGAAGAUGGGGAAAUGAGAGAAUGAUGAAUUUGUGAUUAGGGGUGAGGGCUGAAAAUGUAUGAUUUUGUUUGUACUAGUUGUAUGUGAAGCUUUGUUUCUCUUUUUCUUUCUUUGUAAAAUUCAUUUGUUGGGUUGUUUUGUAUACUAUAAAAGCAUAAUUCUGAUGGCACAUUUGUGCAAAUAAAAUUAUGCAUUUUGUA
Messenger RNA from Colossoma macropomum (tambaqui), 560 nucleotides. It is a transcript of the gene snrpf, whose product is annotated as small nuclear ribonucleoprotein polypeptide F. NCBI's taxonomy places the organism in Eukaryota, Metazoa, Chordata, Actinopteri, Characiformes, Serrasalmidae. Gene Ontology annotation, biological process: spliceosomal snRNP assembly; mRNA splicing, via spliceosome. Gene Ontology annotation, molecular function: RNA binding. Gene Ontology annotation, cellular component: catalytic step 2 spliceosome; U1 snRNP. The transcript has 4 exons. Bases 124 to 384 code for a protein of 86 amino acids. The record is from RefSeq and is a predicted model, not a curated record.